AUGUCAACCAUUGGGAGUUUUGAAGGAUUCCAGCCUGUGUCUCUGAAGCCCUCUGAGACUGAUCAGCUGUCCACGGAGGAGGGUGACCCAGGCACUGUCUCAGGGCCAAGGCAGACUUCAAGGCCUCCAAGCGUGACUGAAUCAGCACUCUACCCCAGUCCCUAUCACCAGCCUUAUAUCUCACGGAAGUACUUCGUUACACGGCCAGGGGCCAUUGAGACUGCCACGGAAGACUUGAAAGGCCACAUUGCCAAGACUUCUAGAGAGAAAAUUCAAGGCUUCUGGCUCUUGACAGAGAUAGACCGCUGGAACAAUGAGAAGGAGAGGAUUUUGCUGGUCACAGACAGGACUCUCUUGAUCUGCAAAUACGACUUCAUCAUGCUCAGCUGUGUGCAGUUGCAAUGGAUUCCCCUGAGUGCUGUCUAUCGCAUCUGCCUGGGCAAGUUUUCCUUCCCUACAAUGUCACUGGACAAGAGACAAGGAGAAGGCCUUAGGAUCUGCUGGGGAAGUCCAGAGCAGCAGUCACUAUUAUCCUGUUGGAACCCGUGGUCCACUGAGGUGCCUUAUACUACCUUCACUGAACACCUUAUGAAAUACACCAGUGAGAAGUUUCUUGAAAUCUGCAAGUCGUCCGGGUUUAUGUCUAAGCUUGUUCCAGCUAUCCAGAAUGCCCACAGGAAUUCCACUGGAUCUGGAAGAGGAAAGGGAUUGAUGGUGUUAACUGAACCCGUUUUGAUUGAGACCUACACGGGUCUGAUGUCAUUCACUGGAAACUGCAACAAACUUGGCUAUUCCCUUGCCCGGGGGAGUGUUGGUUUUUGA
Messenger RNA from Balaenoptera acutorostrata (minke whale), 822 nucleotides. RefSeq names its product tumor protein p63 regulated 1 (gene TPRG1). The record is from RefSeq and is a predicted model, not a curated record. Gene Ontology annotation, cellular component: cytoplasm. Lineage: Eukaryota; Metazoa; Chordata; Mammalia; Artiodactyla; Balaenopteridae.